This is a messenger RNA of Phyllotreta striolata, 3048 nucleotides long. Lineage: Eukaryota; Metazoa; Arthropoda; Insecta; Coleoptera; Chrysomelidae. The record is from the annotation of a GenBank genome assembly.
UAGCAACUGAAACUACAUUGUGAAAUCAUCGUAUAACAACAAAUUUUCUCUACAAAAUGCAAUUUGUGACUGAAAUAUGACGGUGCGCGUCGAUCUGACUUCGUCACACAGUCGAAAAAUGUGCUAGGAAAGUGUCCUGAGUCCUGCUCGCCUCGUUUUAUUCGACGAUUUCCAGGCAUUGCUUCCAGAUAGCGAAAGAGAUAAGAAAACUGCCUAAAGAUGUACAAGCUUUUAGGAGGAUUAGCCAAUUACUUCAAAUACCGAGAAAUAGUGGUUGAUUGUGCGAUAUUUCGCAUGCACAACGUGUUCACUUGCGCUCUAUUGAGCGCCUGUAGCUUAAUUAUCACCGCAAAUCAAUUCGUAGGGAAUCCCAUACAAUGUAUCGUCGAUGGAUUGCCAAAUAAUGUUGUUAACACGUACUGUUGGAUUUCCAGUACUUUUACUAUGCCCGAUGCCUUCCAGAGACAGGUUGGUACAGAGGUAGCUCAUCCCGGUAUAGCCAAUGAUUUUAGUCAAGAUGGAGCCCAAAAAUACUAUACUUACUACCAGUGGGUUUGUUUUGUGCUGUUUUUCCAGGCUGUGGCUUGUUACACUCCCAAGGUGCUAUGGGAGGUAUCAGAAAACAACCUAAUGAGGACUUUGGUGAUGGGAUUAAACAUAGGAGUCGGUCGAGAGAAAGAGAAAAACCAGAAAAAAGAAAUCGUAUUAGGAUAUCUAAUGGACCAUUUAAAAAGGCACAAUUUGUACGCCCUUCGCUACUUCGGCUGCGAAUGCCUGUGCCUGAUCAACAUCAUAGUGCAGCUGUACCUGAUGAACAAAUUCUUCGACGGUGAGUUCCUGUCGUACGGCUGGAGGGUGAUGAAGUUCUCCGAUCAGGCGCAAGAGGACAGAAUCGACCCGAUGGUGUACAUUUUCCCGAGGGUGACCAAGUGCAUCUUCCACAAAUACGGUGCGUCCGGAUCGAUACAGAAGCACGACAGCCUGUGCAUCCUGCCGUUGAACAUCGUCAACGAGAAGACGUACAUAUUCAUCUGGUUUUGGUUCAUGAUACUGGCGACGUUGCUCACCGUUUUGGUGCUGUACAGGAUCGUGAUAAUCGCGUAUCCGAAAAUCCGGGCGCGGAUCAUGCACGCGAAGAACCGCAGCAUCCCGAUCGAGGUGUGCAGGAGCCUGUGCUCCAAGGUGGACGUGGGCGAUUGGUGGAUCCUGCUCAUGCUCGGCACCAACAUGGACCACAUCAUUUACAGGGAGAUCAUCUCGGAGCUGGUGAAGAAGAUACCGGUGGAGGCGGGCGCGGGCGGCCAUUGACAAAUACUGAAAAUCUGGUCGGUUUGUUGUAAAAAGAAAUUCGAGAAAUGCGAUAACGAAGGAGACGAUUGCGUUGUUUUGUUGAACCGAAAAUGCGCGGAAAACUAAAUGUGUUCAUUUAUGAAAAUGGAUGGUUCGUAGGCGCGUGCGAAUGAACAGAAUUAGUUCCUUUUUUAAUUGCUCAUUAACAAUCUUCGUUAAUUUAUACAGAUGGUUUUUUUCUGUAAUGUUGGUAUAAAAUCGUGUAGUAGAGGUGCUAUUUGUAAGUAUUUUGAGCACUGGAGGAACCCAUUUUAGCAUUAUAUUUCCAGAGUUUAUCCAUCUAUUUAAAACGUUUAUAGUCAGGAUAGGAGAUAAAAAAAUGGGAACUCAAAAUAUUUGCAAAUAGACAUGAAAUUACCACCUAUAAGAUUGUUUAUCCACAUUUACAAAAUUCACCCUGUAUUAUUUAUGAUAGAACUUUUUAAAGAACUGCUUUAAGUACCAAACAAACAUUUUUUUUCUGUGCGCCUAUUCCAGCAACAUGAAUGCGAAACCAAUGUACAAAAAUCUUCGUUUAAUGAACGAUUUAUACUAUAAAAUGAACAAAACGAAUACUUUUAAUGCCAUGUGAUGUUACGAUUACAUUCCCACGAAAAAGACUAAAUUUAUACACGAAUUUUGAUAGAGAUUUUUUAGUUAACAAUGUUUUUGUAACUCUCUUGUAGAAACGAGGAACUCGAGAGAAUUUAAACCGUUUUGGAUGUUGUUAAAAAUUAUCGUUUAGUAGAUUUUGUGUUAAUAUCCGUUAAUAGCGCGUUUUACGCAAUUUUGACGUACAUCAAAUGUCAUAAAUAUUAAUUAGUGACAUUUAAGUUUGCCUCUUAGUUGGCUGAUAAUAACGUACGUCAAAAUUACGUAUUAAUUAUAUUUAGGUACGUUUGCUUAGAUUCUGGGUACCUAUUUGAAUAUAACAAACCGCAAACGUGUGUAAUAAAUACGAAAAUAAUACAAAUCCCUGUGGAUGUGGCUAGAACACAGUUCAGAAUCUCAGUUAUAAUUUAUUCCCGAUAUAAAAUUGUGAUAUGGACUCGAGCAUAUGUGUAUUGUCGAUUGUAGAGGUGUAAAAUUUAAUUUUUGUUUGUAAAAUUAUGAUGUAUUCCGAAUAAAAAAUAAGCAAAGAAGAGAUAAAAUUAGUUUUUGAAGUUGCAAGAAAAGUAAUUUGCAAUUUUUUGUUUUUUACAUUCCGUUUUUUGCGAUUUUUUUCAACUAAUUUAGUGAUAUUGGUUAUUUUUUUUAUUUUAGAAAUUAGAUUCGAUAUACUCAUUUUUUCUUGAUUUAUACAAGUAAUUUCUGUAGAAAAUUCAGCAUUGUAAUUAUAAAGGAGGGCUUAUAAUUUUUCAUUUGGGUACAUUUAAAAUUGCGUUAUUAAAUUUGCUAGUGUAUUGUUUUAUUCUCAACUCAAUGGUCCUUCAGAAAAUAAAUCUUAUUAUACUGUGAUGAAGCUUUAAGGAAUAUCAAUUACAAUCAAUUACUACGGUUAUUCCUACUAUAAUAAUAAGCUAAUUUGUACGAAUAAAACCCGUGAUUGAAUUUUCGAGGUAUUUACAAUGAUUUUGUACAAUGUACCUAUCUGUUUACACGAUUUCUUAAUUAUGUAAGUAACUAGUAUUUGUAAGAAUUUUACAAUAUUUAGAUUUAGGUUUGUAAUUUUUACAAUAAUCAUUCGAAAAAGAAGAAUAAAUAUAUUUUUUAAGAUUA